Messenger RNA from Dictyostelium discoideum AX4, 339 nucleotides. RefSeq names its product S60 ribosomal protein L30 (gene rpl30). Gene Ontology annotation, molecular function: RNA binding. Bases 1 to 339 code for a protein of 112 amino acids. NCBI's taxonomy places the organism in Eukaryota, Evosea, Eumycetozoa, Dictyosteliales, Dictyosteliaceae. The transcript has 2 exons. The record is from RefSeq and is a predicted model, not a curated record.
AUGGUUAGCGUUAAAAAAGUCAAGAAAUCACAAGAAAACAUUGGUUCUAAAUUAGCCCUCGUCAUGAAGAGUGGUAAAUCCCAAUUAGGUUACAAAUCAACCCUUAAAACCUUAAGAGCUGGUAAAUCAAAAUUAAUUUUACUCGCUAGCAAUUUACCAUCAAUCCGUAGAUCUGAAAUCGAAUACUACGCUAUGUUAAGCAAAACCACCGUCCAUUUAUACUCAGGUAACAAUGUUGACUUAGGUACUGCUUUAGGUCGUCACUACAGAGUCUCUGUUAUGUCAAUUACCGAUGCUGGUGACUCAGAUAUCUUAACUGCUUUAAACGCUAAAGCUUAA